Molecule: messenger RNA, 3533 nt
Organism: Coccidioides posadasii C735 delta SOWgp
Lineage: Eukaryota; Fungi; Ascomycota; Eurotiomycetes; Onygenales; Onygenaceae
Source: RefSeq, a predicted model, not a curated record
CAACCACCCUGUUCACCCAGAACCCCCUUUCCAAAGCUAAUCCAGAUAUUGAACGUCAGUACUAACCCAAAUAUUGUCGAGUACGCCCGCCAAAUGGCUGUCGCUGGGCUCUAAAUCUCCUUGCUGGGGGGGCAUGGUCUCCAUGCUCCUCCAGUCCCCGAGAAGUCCAACGAGGAACAAUCUACUUGACUCGACGAUAUUUGCGAAACUCUUUCGGCCGCCGCUUCCAGCGUCGAAAUUGCCCCUACUACGAUCAUAAAAGAAAAGAGCACGACGUCCACAAGGGUUGGAGUUUGUUAAUGCUAUCGGAUCUCUCUCGAUUACUCCCCCUCUAUAUCCCUCUCUCUCUCUCUCUUUCAUUUUUUUUUUUCUUUGCUUCAAUUGCUUCACACCGCCUUAUCCUCUUUUCGAUAGCUCCUCUUACUCUUGUAUUUCACCAUCCUCUCCGCCCCGCGCACCUCGAUUUCACCCUAUAACUACACCUAUCGCUUUCGGAUACGUUUUAUCACGACAAGAUCCUCCAACAACACAACACUAGAGCCUUGCAUCUAUCCGUCCCUUGCAUCAUGCCUAACUCCGAAGCUUACCAACAAAGGCCAUUUGCUUCCGCGAGUGCUCGUUCCGGAAGACCCCGCUCUUCUGGAGGAGAUACUGGCGCCUGUCCUCCCCCUUCUGUCCUCCUCGAUACACCAAACGCCGGGCUUAUUUCCCCCUCGAGCCAAACGAAGAAGCAAGACCUUCAACAGCCAAAGACACCGCUGUUUAAAGAUUUAAAUAAUACUAAUCCAAAAAAUAACAAGAGAAAGAGGCCCUCAUCCACUUCGGAUGACUCCUCUUCUUCAGACACCGCCGAUUUUGACCACGAGGAAAGUGACGAUGAUAACGCUGAAGACGAUGCGGAAGAAGAUGCUGAAGAAGAUGAGCCGGCAGCUUUUGCCCCGUCUUAUGGUGGAAAAGGAAGAAGUAACCGUAAGGCGGGGCUUAAACUCGGCCCAUCGUACCUGAAAAAUGGAAAAAGGUUGAAGAUCGAGAAUGAUCGCACUGGCGGCGAAGUCGCCAGCGAAGAAGAAUAUAUGGCCGGUUCAGUCAGCUCUGUUUCCUCCGUCAGUUCCGUCAGUGCUGACGGUUCUGUCGUGUGUGAAGACUCCGAUGCAGACUACGAGGGGGUGUGCUACGUCACAGAUGGCGAUGAUGAGGAUUUAGAGGUUGAGAAACUUGAAGAGGAGAUGAUAUUGGAUGAGUUUCAGCGCGACCGUCCUAGCGUAGGAAUGAGAAGCCUUGGGGACGAGUGGAGUGGAUUCGAUGAUCUUGAAAGUCGACCUCUAUACUCUGCUGGCUCAUUUUUCGAUGAUGAAAUUCUUUCACCAGAUAAUAACACUCAAUUUGUCAUCAACUUUGGUUCUGAUACCCCACCUUGCGAUCUUCCUGCGUCAAGGCGCGUUCAUUUUGCCGAAUCUGACGGUGACUCGUCAGAUUCAGAUCAAACCUCUGAUGACGAGCUAGUCUCGGAUUUCUUACAGCAAGAUAGCCUUGACCCUGAUUUGAGACGCAUGAUCGAGAACGAUGGUGAUGCACGCAGGACCACCCGGAGCUCGCACGACCUUUUUUCGAGCCAUGAUUUCUAUGAGCUCCCGAGCAAUAUUUACCAUGUCGAAUCCGAUAGUGAUUGUAAUAGUUUCUCCAGCGGUUAUGAAUCCGAUGGCGGGGAAACUACGGACGAAGAGGACUAUCCUCCACCUGCGACGAUAACCCAUCCCAGAUCAAUCCUUCGUCGUGAUUCUAGUGCUUCACCGUCACCAGAUGAGGAAGAGGAAAACCAACGGCCACAGUCAUCUCGUAGACGUGGACCCCUUCGGGGAACAUUCAUAGCUGAUCCACAUAAGCCCGUUGCCGUCGUAGCUCCCAACGGCAAGCAACUUAUUCUGAUUCCCCCCUACGCUUCUUAUCGACAUGACUGGCUCGAAUCAGCAGCGAAUAGCUUGGCAAACACCGCUGCCAAUAGUCCUCAGCCUAUGGAUGAUAGUGACACUGAUGUCCAGUCCACUCAUGCUGAAUGCAAGGUUUUCAGCCCCAUGUUGGCCAUCACUCCGAGCCUUGUGAAGACUGGCUUAGUUGGCAACGAUCCCGCUCUUCAGAUGACAGGGCCACCCGAGGCAUUUUAUGCUGAUCGGGCAUAUCUUCUCCAAGCGAUUGAAGACGAAGAAGACGACGAUGACGAUGACGACGACAGCGAAGCGGCACUUAACGUUGAUGAUUUUAUCGAUUUCGGGGAUGGCUCUUCAGACUGCGAGGCUGGUAAGACGUUGGAUGAUGCUGAUGAAGUAACAUCUCCCGCCGUUGCUCCAUCCGUCAACGUCGACUUAACCCCCACCCCGAACCGAACCGCUGAAGUUUCUCAAGCGAACAGCGCCGAACGUCUUCUGAACCACCUCGACCGCGGGAUCGUUACUGCCUUCCGUCGAAAUCAUACCCGCUAUCAGACUCUGAUCCGUUUGCCACAUCACCGGGAGUUCAUGCCGGCCAACUCACCCUCAAGCCUUUCAAGUGCUUUCAGACGUUCCAAAUUGACCGACUCGCGAACCCCGCCACGUCGACGUAAAACAACCAGCUACUUUGGUGGAGAAGCAGUUAGAAGGAAACUGCUCGAUUCUCAUCGGAGAGAAACCACUACAACAUGAUCGAUCCUCAUCAAAAAACCACCCGCUUCGAGUGCGACGAACGCACCCUAAUAUCUUGACAGUCUGGCCAGAAAUUUUGGAACGCAGUGUUCGGACAAAGCCCACGGUUGGAACAUCACCUCUUCCUACUUGUCUGAUCUACCUGAUAUGUCUUGGAGUAUCUGUCAUUUUCCCCAUAGAUUCCCUUCUAUUUCUGAAAGAGGAUAAUAUGGUGAGUGGCUGCGAUAUCAAAAGACUGAAGGGAAAAAGAAAAAUAAGUAAAAAGAGAAAACACAAUCUAUGUGUAUGUGUUGAUUAUGCACGACACCCUUGCUAAAAGCAGAUAGCACCAUGUGCUUUUAUUUUUGGCAUGUAUCUGCUCAUGCAUGAGUGUGUCUGUGAAAUGAAUUUCCUUUAUUUUGCCGAGUACAUGCAUGAUUUAUGGAUUUUAUUAUUUGAUGCUGUUUGGCUUUUUUUUUUUUUUUCCCUUGUUGUAUCCUCUUUAUUCUUAUUUUUGAAAACUUGAUUAUUAUGCAGGUUUAUACUCAAAGCCCCUCUCCGGAUAUAUCAUUAUUCCAUAGCCAGGAGCAGCGCUGAAUUGAACGCCUUUAUGUGUCCAUCUCGUGCAUGAAAUGCUUUGCUGCGCCCUGCCCUGGCAAUUUCACACCUCCUUCUCCCUGGGCCGAAACGCAAUCCCUGACUCGAAGCCAAGAACCAGACUUUUCCACACAUGAAUGUUUGAAGUGUCCAUGCUUUUUUCACCCCCCGUUUUUCCCUGCCUUCUGGUUUUGAGUUCGUGGCGUGCGUGGCUUUCCCCUUAUCGGUGUGGUUAUCUGGAAGUCGGGGUACGAUCCCGGCUUUAUUGUUACCAAACGA